AUGGAGAACCUCACCGACCUGUACCUGGAGCAGCAGCCGCGACUGGAAACUCUGAGUCUCAGCGACUUGGGCGGCCUGCGGGAGCUGCGCAACCUCACCAUCGUCCACAGCGGCCUCCGCUCCGUGGCCCUCGACGCGUUCAGCCACAACUCUCGACUGAGCCGCCUGAAUCUCUCCUCCAAUGCUCUGGAGACUCUUUCCUGGAGAACCUUCCAGGACCUUCCACUGCAGGAAUUGGUCCUGACCGGCAAUCCCCUGCACUGCUCCUGUGGGAUCCGCUGGCUGCAGCUGUGGCAGGCCCAAGGGCUGCUGGGACUUGGGGGGCAGGACCUGCUCUGCCAGACUGAGGGGACUGGGGCUCCCCACCUCCUGUCUGAUGUGCCCAUUGGAAACUGUGAGCUUCCGAUGCUGCAGAUUGUGUUUCUGAGCCCGAUGCCGAGCGUGGGUGGCUCUGUGACAUUGCUGUGCAAUGUGAGCGGGCAGCCCACUGCCCAAGCCCACUGGAAAGGGGCAGAACUGGAGGAUUUCGCCAGUGUUUCCGAGUCUUGGGAGGGCAAGGGCCCAAGCUUGACCCUGGCCAACGUGUCCCGGGAGCUGAACCGCAAGAACGUGACCUGUUGGGCCGAGAAUGAGGUGGGGCGGACUGAGCGCUCCGUCUGGGUCAACGUGUCCUUCCCGGCCAGCGUCCAGCUGCACGAGCCGGUGUCCCAACACCACUGGUGCAUCCCGUUCACGGUGGACGGGCAGCCGGCGCCGGCCCUGCGCUGGCUUUUCAAUGACUCGACGCUGAAAGAGACCAGCUACAUCUUCACCGAGUACCUGGAGCCCAGCGCCAACGAGACCCUGCGCCACGGCUGCCUGCGCCUCAACCAGCCGACGCAUGUCAACAACGGCAUCUACACACUCAUCGCCUGGAACACUGGUGGCCGCGCUCAGGCCUCUGUGCCCGCCUCCUUCAUGAGCAACCCGUUCCACUUCAACCCUGAGGAUCCCAUUCCCGUCUCCCUGUCACCCGUGGGUGGCAACAUUACCACUGGGGACCCCGUGGAGAAGCAGGACGACCCCCCUUUCGGGGUGUCUGUGGCCGUGGGUCUGGCCGUCUUCGCCUGCGUCUUCCUGUCGGGGCUGCUCCUCACUCUCAACAAAUGUGGGCGACGCUCCAAGUUCGGGUUCCACCGCCCUGCGGCGCUGACCCCCGAGGACGGCCUGGCCAUGUCUCUGCAUUUCAUGACGUUGGGCGGCAGCCCCCUGUCGCCCGCCGAGGGGAAACUGGACGGCCUAAAGGGCAACGUCAUCGAGAAUCCACAGUAUUUCUGCGACACCUGCGUCCACCACAUCAAGCGUCGCGACAUCGUGCUGAAGUGGGAGCUGGGCGAAGGCGCUUUCGGAAAGGUGUUCCUGGCCGAGUGCUCGCACCUGCUGUCGGCGCCCGACAAGGUUCUCGUGGCCGUCAAGGCGCUGAAGGAGGUGUCGGAGUCGGCCCGCCAGGACUUCCAGCGGGAGGCGGAGCUGCUGACGACCCUGCAGCACGAACACAUCGUCCGCUUCUUCGGGGUCUGCACCGACGGGGACGGGGACGGGGUCGGGGUCGGGGAGCCGCUGCUCAUGGUCUUCGAGUACAUGCAACACGGGGAUCUCAACCGCUUUCUCAGGUCCCACGGCCCGGACGCUAAGAUCCUGCAGAGCCGAGGAGGCCCGGAGCUGGAGUCGGGGUCGGAGCCCGGGGCCGGGCCGGGGCCGGGGCCGGGGCCGGUGCCGGAGUCGGAGCCGGGGUUCGGCCCACUGAGCCUGGGCCAGCUGCUGGGCGUGGCCGUGCAGAUCGCCUCCGGCGUGGUCUACCUGGCCGGGCUGCACUUCGUCCACCGAGACCUGGCCACGCGCAACUGCCUGGUGGGCGCCGGGAUGGUCGUAAAGAUCGGAGACUUUGGCAUGAGCAGGGACAUCUACAGCACCGACUAUUACCGGGUCGGGGGCCGCACGAUGCUGCCCAUUCGCUGGAUGCCUCCCGAGAGCAUCCUCUACCGCAAGUUCACGGCGGAGAGCGACGUGUGGAGCUUCGGCGUGGUCCUGUGGGAGAUCUUCACGCACGGCAAACAGCCGUGGUACCAGCUGUCCAAUCUCGAGGCCAUCGAGUGCAUCACGCAGGGCCGAGAGCUGGAGCGGCCCCGGGCCUGUCCGGCGGAGGUCUACAGCAUCAUGCAGUCUUGUUGGCAGCGUGAGCCGCAGCAGCGUCACAGCAUCCGGGACAUCUACAGCCGCUUGCAGGCCCUGGCCAAGGCGCCUCCGGUCUACCUGGACGUCCUCAGCUAGCCCCGCUCCCUCGAGCACCCUCAUCAUCCGGAGGGGCCCAAUUAGCCUCCCCACCUCGAAGCUGGUCUACUUGGACAUUUCCGGCUAGCGCCCCUCUCUCUCCCCGAACCCGGUCUUUCUGAACAUGCCCAGCUUAGACGCACCCCCCCCCCCCCCAUGUAUCCAGUCCGUCUGGGCGUCCCCAGCUAGUUGCAGCCCCAUGCAUCCUAUCUAUCCGGACAUUUCCAGCUAGUUGCAGCCCCAUGCACCCAGUCUAACCGGAUGUGCCCAGCUAGUUGCCCCUCUAAGCACCUAGUUAAUCUGGACGUCCCCAGAUGGCCACGCCCCCACCUGACCAACGUUUUGGACGUUCCCAGCUAGCCCCAUCCCCCCUCUCUCGGUUUAUCUGGACGUCCCCAGUUAGACCCUCGCAUGCCCUGUCUAUCUGGGCAUCCUCAUCUAGACCCAGCCCCACGCUUUUCGUUACUCUGGAUAACCCCAGCUAAACCCAGCGCUACACGCAGUUUUUCCGGACAUCCCCAGCUAGCGCUCCCUCCCCCCGCCUCACCGAACUCUAGGUUUGCCUGGGAGUCCUCAGCUAGACUCCCCCAUCACGUAGCUGAUCUAGCUGGAAGUCCCCAGCUGGCCCCACCCCCACACUUCCGGGGUAUCUGGACUUCCCCAACUGAGCCCACCCCCACGCUCCUGAUCUAGCUGGACGUGUCCAGCUGCCCCCCUCUAAAGGGAAAAUGCCCUUCCAGCCCACUGUGGCUCUUGACCUCGUCCUCCGAGCCUGGCGAGAAGGGGCUGGUGAGCGCUGGAGAGCCUCCCUAUCUCCCUUCCGCUUGCUCUGUCUCUGUCGGAGUCUCCAUCUUAACCUGAAGAAACACGGGUGGGAUCCCGGCAGCGGGAAGUUCGAGCGAAUCAGCGCU
Molecule: messenger RNA, 3221 nt
Organism: Ornithorhynchus anatinus (platypus)
Lineage: Eukaryota; Metazoa; Chordata; Mammalia; Monotremata; Ornithorhynchidae
Product: high affinity nerve growth factor receptor
Exons: 17
Coding region: 1-2310 (769 amino acids)
Biological process (GO): positive regulation of kinase activity; protein phosphorylation; cell surface receptor protein tyrosine kinase signaling pathway
Cellular component (GO): axon; signaling receptor complex; plasma membrane
Molecular function (GO): ATP binding; neurotrophin receptor activity; neurotrophin binding
Source: RefSeq, a predicted model, not a curated record